Triticum aestivum (bread wheat) is the source of this 639-nucleotide messenger RNA. Lineage: Eukaryota; Viridiplantae; Streptophyta; Magnoliopsida; Poales; Poaceae. The record is from RefSeq and is a predicted model, not a curated record.
AUUGUAGCUACCCAUAUAGACAGCUGAUUAAGAUAGUACUAAAUUGAAACAAUGUGGAUGAAGACCGUGUUCUGGGGGCUCCUAGUAUUCAUGCUCGUGGCGACAACAAUGGCGGUCGAGUAUGGUGCAAGGAGCCAUAACAGUGGUCCUUGGAGUUGGUGCGAUCCGGCGACGGGCUACAAGGUGAGCGCACUCACGGGCUGCCGGGCAAUGGUGAAGCUCCAGUGUGUGGGCAGUCAGGUGCCCGAGGCUGUCCUAAGAGAUUGCUGCCAGCAGCUGGCCGACAUCAACAACGAAUGGUGCAGGUGCGGGGACCUCAGCAGCAUGUUGCGUAGUGUUUAUCAGGAGCUCGGCGUGCGUGAGGGGAAGGAGGUGCUCCCAGGUUGCCGGAAGGAGGUGAUGAAGCUCACGGCGGCGAGCGUGCCUGAGGUCUGCAAGGUGCCCAUUCCCAACCCGUCGGGAGACAGAGCAGGUGUCUGCUACUGGGCCGCGUAUCCGGACGUCUAGUCAAGCGAAUCUGCAUCUUAAUUGGUGCGGUGCGUGCGCACAAGAUAAAUAAAAUUAAGUAAUGGUGUAUGUGCCUCUGCGAGAUGCAUGGGUCAUGAAUAAAUGUGAACUUUGUUUCCUGUUGAUGGAUUA